ACACAAACCACGCCACCAUGGGCUGUGACCGAAGAGAAACCACCAGCUGGAGCAGCCGGGCACAUUGUGUGGCACUGUCCCACGUCCCCAGCAUGGACCCUGCAGUGCCCAGAGCCACGCUGAAGGCAAUGGGGCUGUGCACCCUGCUGGUGCUGCUGGUGGCGGCGGUGACGGCGGCGGUGGCGGUGCUGCUGUGGCGCUCAGAGGCACUGGGGAAGCUGCGGGGCUGCCAGGAGCGGGCGGCCAACGAGAGCCGUGCGCUGGAACUGCGAGUGGCACAGCUGGAGAUGGAGCUCAACCAACUGCAGCACGUGGCUGAUGAGAGACGGAGGGAGGAGGAUGCGCUGCGCCGGGAGCUCAGCCGAGUGCGCAAGGAUGGAGAGAAGCUCAGCUCCAGCCUGCGGUCCUGCCGGGUGCAGGCGGCCAGGCUGGAAGCCAACAUCACAGCGCUGCAGGAUGAGGUGCAGGGGCUGCGGCGUGACAGGGCUGAGCUGUCCCGCAGGAACGCAGCACAGCGAGAGGAGCUGGCUCAGGGCGCAGAGCUGGCGCUGGGGCUGCAGCAGAGACUGGAGGAGAUGGCGGAGCAGCGGAGAGCGCUGAGGGCACGCGGGGAGCGAUGUGAGGAGCGGCAGCGGCAGCUCGAGGCCACGCUGAAGGACCGUGCAGCUGAGCUGGAUGCGCUGCGGCGGCGCUUGGGGCCCCGCACGGCACGGCGCAGGUGCUCCCCUUCCCGGUACAUCCAGUGGGUGCUGCUCUGCCUUUCGGCCCUGUUCCUUUUGGGAGCGGGCACCCUAUGGAAGAGCUGAAGCCCCAUAGCACCCUCCUGUCCAGCCCCUCUUUGCCAGCACGGACACCACGCAUGGGAUGGCGCCAGCCCUACAGCAGCAGGAACCAGGGUUGCCCAUUUCUUCCAAUCCCACCAGCACUAAAACCAGCAGCAGCUCAUCCCCUCUGAACUCAGCAGAGCGGAGUGGGCACAGCACCAAUGAUCCUCCCCACAUCCCCUCGUCUCGUCUCGUUCCCUCCCCCCCCCCCCCCCCCAACACACUGAGCAGCUUUGGGUGCUGUUUGCUUGCUGGGGCCAGAAGAUGGUGACCAGUCCUUGCCCUGAGGCCAGCCAGAGCCGUUCAUUAAUCAUUAAUUCUGUUCAUCUACUGAUUAAACAGGAAUAGUGCUCCAUGAA
This is a messenger RNA of Lagopus leucura (white-tailed ptarmigan), 1183 nucleotides long. RefSeq names its product ribonuclease Y-like. The record is from RefSeq and is a predicted model, not a curated record. NCBI's taxonomy places the organism in Eukaryota, Metazoa, Chordata, Aves, Galliformes, Phasianidae. Bases 18 to 806 code for a protein of 262 amino acids. The transcript is spliced from 5 exons.